UCCAAGCUCGGGGACUAGGAUCCGAGCCCAUGCGGCUGUUACAAUGGUAACAUAACAUAUGUCUACCGUCUCAUGCUUAAACUUGAGACCUCUGAAGUCAUUGUGAUUUCUUCAACGCUCAUUUUUGAUAAUUAAAAACUUUAUGCUUACGUGACGAACUACACUCGAUUCCGCAGAACUGGAUCUGGAUACCAUCGUUCUCGCUCCUUAUAGGCCGAGAAGACUGCUCAAGCGUGGUCUUUUUCGGCAAGCAAAAAAAUUCAUAACCGAAUGUCCAUUCAUAAUAUUUGGUCGAGAUUGGGGUAUUGAACUAUUCCUAUAUAGAGGAUCUCCAGCCCGCCUCUUAGGGUUGUGGAUUUCGUCAGCUUCAACGCCUUGGGAUUAGAAUUAAAGACACCAUGGCAGAUUCCGAUCCGAUCUAUCUUUCGCCAGGACUCGGUUCUGGAACGCUAGCCGCUACCAUAAUCCUAGGUGCACUCUCUCUCAUCAUCGUCUCCUUGCGAAUCUGGAUCAGAGUUAAGAAAGGGGCUAUCGGCUGCGACGACUACUUGACGGUGAUAAGCCUCGUUAUCUAUAUUUUCUGCUGCGUUGUGGUUGUUAUGGGCUGCUUGUCAGGUUGGGGCGCGAAAGACGAUGACCUUUCUAAAGUAGACCUAACGGGUCAAAUAAAGAAGAACGGGCUGAAGUGGACAUUCGUCUAUGAGGCAGCCUAUAUGGUGUCUCUUCCAUUUAUCAAGACCAGUAUUUGCGCCGCUCUCCUACGAAUCACUUUAGACAAGCACUACGUUAUUCCUAUAUGGUUUACUAUAAUUAUUGGCAUCAUCGGGUCAGCCAUAGGUUUUGGGACCGUGAUAGGUCAAUGCAAGCCCAUUAGCGUCAGCUGGACCGGAGAAGCUGGCGACUGUAGCGGGCUUGAAACAGUUCGCAAGAUGUCUCUCACUAUUGCGACGAUCGCCAUCAUAACUGACUGGCUAUGUGCGAUUCUCCCUGCGCUUCUUCUGUGGAACUUGAAUAUGAAGGCAAGAGUCAAGACAUCGCUUAUAUUUGUUCUAUCUCUUGGUGUUUUGGCCAGUAUAUGCACCUGCGUUCGAUUACCAUAUGUACGCACGUAUGUACAUGUUGGAGCAACCCCCUACGAUGGUCUCUAUAAGGGGUGCAUCUUAAUGGUUUGGUCCGUUGUUGAGUGCGGCAUUGGUAUUAUCGCGGGCUCUCUCCCGCCGCUACGACCGCUUCUCACAAAAUACGGCUUCGGGCUCAGCUCAAGCAGCAAUAAUCCGACCUACAAGCGUCAAACUAAUAGAGGUUCUACUUUCGACGUUUUUAACGGCAGGCAAACACUCCCCGCAGCCCCUGAGGCUGUAGCCCACCCCAUACGGCUCGAAACCAUGAGGCGGUCAAGUCGAGGUGGUUCGCUGGUAACAACUUGCCAAGCAGGACCCCAGUCGCGCCCGGACGAGCGGGAUAACAAUAGCGACUCCGACGAUUCCUCGAGCCGCAAAUUAAUAAUCGUGAAGGAUACGCGGAUAGAUGUCCAGUACAAUGCUGUAUGACUUGGGGGCUCAAGCGAGAGGGAAGCUAAAAAGCAUCGCAAAUGUACUAUAAUCAUGGGAAUAUCCUAAUUUGGCUAGGUUUUAGGCGGAUUUAAAAGGGGGUUGUUGUAUUCGACGCGUUGACAAUAUCAUAAAUUGGAAUCUGCACAGGGGCGUUGGGAGUACGCCAAUCUCCGAAUUUCUAUGUACCUACGUCGAGGAUUUGGCUACUCAAACAAGAUAGCAUCCUUC
Daldinia decipiens is the source of this 1781-nucleotide messenger RNA. RefSeq lists its product as uncharacterized. The coding region runs from base 399 to 1550 and encodes 383 amino acids. Lineage: Eukaryota; Fungi; Ascomycota; Sordariomycetes; Xylariales; Hypoxylaceae. The record is from RefSeq and is a predicted model, not a curated record. The transcript is spliced from 6 exons.